Exophiala bonariae is the source of this 705-nucleotide messenger RNA. RefSeq lists its product as uncharacterized. NCBI's taxonomy places the organism in Eukaryota, Fungi, Ascomycota, Eurotiomycetes, Chaetothyriales, Herpotrichiellaceae. The coding region runs from base 1 to 705 and encodes 234 amino acids. The record is from RefSeq and is a predicted model, not a curated record. The transcript has a single exon.
AUGGGCGAACCGCCAGCCCUACUGUGGGUGAAUCAAGACGCGAUCUCAAGGACUCAAUCAAAGGCAAUGCACAAGAAGGAGUUGGCAAGAAUACAACGACAUGUCCAAAACGAUGCGCAGUCAAGGAAGAAGCGCAAUCGCAGUCACUUACUUCGCUUCAAAAGUCUCUCCCUUGGUGCUCCUUUGUCCAUCAAGAAGAAUGCAUUGCCUUUAUCCCGCCUUUCAUCCACAAGUAAGACGCCAAGCGAGCCUGCAACGAUCGAGCAUGCUGAUGUUGCUAUGAGAGACCGUGCCAGCCCUUGGACGAGCCUCCGUCAUGUCGGUGGUCAAGCGGAGCAACUACUACAAGAUCUCUCCAAGCAUAGAUCUCCCAAAAGCGAAAAUCCGAUUCAGUCCCACAUGCUGCAAAAAGCGCCCAUGAAAAGCGAAGCGCCGACAUCUAGUGAAAAACGCGAGCUGCCCCAGUCGGUGAAUAAUCGUCACUCUAAUCAAUCUUCUGCAGCUUGCACGAAAAAUUCAGAGUGGUCGCCGGCAGCCGUUGCUCUACUCCAUGAGAUUCCUGCACGCAGCUACGGGCAAGAGGUAGGCCGGCAACGGCCAUCGCAACCAUCGAUCCCAGGUGCACUUUCGCGAUACGACGAGCGAUUACUGCACAUAUGUGAGUCUGCCCGCACUUCUAAAGCAGUUCUUGAGACAGACAACUAA